UCCCUGAUUCAACGGACGUCCAUCCCAUUAAAGAGCUAUCUAUUUCUCUGUCUUUGGUUUAUUUGUUUUGCAUGGAUGGGAUUUUAUCCAAGUAUGUUGCAUGGUGAGGAUCAUCCAGUUAUUGCGGAUACUUAUGCAAGAUUCAAUUGCAUGGCCAGAGAGUUUCAGUUACCGUUUUGCAUGGUGUCCUCGAUUCUCUUAACUUUCUUUCUUCCAGAGGAGAGUGGCUGAAUGCAGGCCUACUAGUUGUUUCCGGCUAUGGUGAAAAUUGAUCCCAAAGCUCGGGACCUGGUUUCGUGCCGAACCACCGUCAACAAGCAUCGAUCUAUCGGGAUAUUCUAUGGGGAGAAUCCUCUGCAGACCCCUUUUUCACUGCUCUUAUUGGAGAUGUCCCUCGUCAUCCUCCUCAGUCGUCUCGUUCGCUUUCUUCUCAAGCCUCUGAGGCAGCCUAGAGUUGUCUCUGAUGUUAUUGGUGGUAUAAUCGUGGGACCGACGGUUCUGGGGCGCAGCAGGACGUUCGCGAGGAAGAUGUUUUCGGAUGAAGGAAGCUUUUUGGUGCACAAUUUGGGAGUACUGGGUUUCAUAUAUUUCCUAUUCAUAUCAGGAGUGAAAAUGGAUCUUUCUAUGUUGAAGGGUUCGGGAAGGAAGCAUGUAAUGAUAGCUGUAUGUGGAGCGAUUACUCCCCUGGUAUCGGUCACUCUAGUGGCGCUUCUCUUCCGGACACGGUUAGAUCACGAGCUUGAGAAGGGUUCAUCGAUAUGGGGGGUUGCUGCAAGUAUGUCCAUAACAGCAUUUCCUGUGCUCUACCCUAUCCUGAGAGAGCAGAACCUGCUGAGUUCGGAGAUAGGACGAAUGGCAUUGUCCGUCUCAAUCAUAACCGACGCACUAGGGAUCACUUUUGUGAUAGCUUUUGAGGCUGCAAAACAAGGGGAAUCCAGGAGCAAGGCUGCUCUGUGGCAUUUGGUUUCCUUGUUUGGAUUUAUAGGGUUUACAACGACUGUUGUUCGGAGAGCCAUGACUUGGGUCAUUCGCAGAACACCAGAGGGGAAACCAGUGGCACAGGUCUACAUAAUUUUUAUUUUGCUGGGGGUGAUGGUGAUGGCGUUUUUGUCUGACUUCUUCGGUGCAGCCAUUGCGAAUGGGCCGCUGUGGCUGGGGCUGGCAAUACCCGAUGGUCCGCCGCUGGGAGCCACCAUAGUCGACAAAUGCGAAACUAUCAUGAUGGAGCUUUUCAUGCCCUUUGCAUACGCAUCAGUGGGGCUCUACGUGGAUCUAUUUAGCUUGAGUGACUACUGGUCGGCUCUGUCCCCCCUGUUUAUCAUGGUCAUCACCGGAUUUGCAGCCAAACUGCUUUCGACUCUACUCACUGCUCAUUUCCUUGAAAUGCCGUUUAGAGAUAGCCUCACUCUUAGUCUCAUUAUGAGCUUUAGAGGCCAAGUAGAGUACCUGUUAUACCUGCAUUGGGUAGACCUUAAGGUACUCUCUCCGUUUUCUCCUUUCUCCUUUCUCUCUAUGGUGAGGCUGCCAGGUUUCACGUUGAUGGUGCUGUUAAGUACUGUACUAACUGCAGUGGCCACACCUUUGGUCAGUACUCUCUAUAAUCCGACAAGGCCAUACAUGGUUAAUAAGAGGCGAACCAUCCAGCAUACUGCUCCAAACGCUGAACUCCAUUUGGUAGCUUGCAUCCAUGACCAGGAAAACGUGGCUUGGCUGAUUAAUCUUCUUGAAGUAUCAAAUCCAACAUUGAGUAGCCCCGUUGUGGUUUAUGCUCUCCGCCUGGUUGAGCUCCUUGGCCGGGCUUCACCCAUCUUUAUAGACCAUGAAAAACAUGAGAAGCAGUAUGGAGAGAAUACCAGCUACGCCACCGUCCACAGCGCCCUAAAGCUCUAUCAGGAAACCAGAGGCGAUUAUGUCAGGAUCCAUCCCUUCACAGCUGUGUCCCCCCGACGAAGCAUGUACCAAGACAUAUGUGAGCUCGCUCUCGUGAAUAAAGCUAGUCUCAUUAUCCUGCCCUUCCAUGCCGAAGGCAUUGAUAUCAAUGGCAAUAUUUCGCACAUGGUCAACUCAUGUAUCUUGGCCCAUGCACCUUGCUCUGUUGCAAUCCUUGUAGACAAGGGUCCUCAAAGAAACCAAUGUGUGACACGCUCCUUCCGGGCCUCAUCCCGUCAUUUUGCAGUUUUAUUUUUAGGAGGAGCUGAUGCUCGAGAGGCCCUUGCUUAUGCAGAUCGAAUGGCUGGGAAUCCCGAUGUGUCUCUUACAGUAGUACGGUUCCUUACCGAAAAUUAUGAAAGAGAUGAUGGAUUAGAGAAGAAGCUUGAUGAUGGGUUGGUGACAUGGUUUUGGGUGAAGAAUGAGGCAAAUGAGCAGGUGAUUUACAAAGAGGUCGUGGUGAGGAAUGGAGAAGAAACAGUGAGCGCCAUUCAGGCUAUGAACAACGAUGCCUAUGAUCUUUGGAUCAUGGGGAGGAAACAUGGGAUCAAUCCGGUGCUCCUCGAAGGAUUAUCAAAUUGGAGUGAGAAUCAAGAAUUGGGAGUGAUUGGAGACUACAUUGCUUCCAUGGAUUUCAGUAGUACAGCUUCUGUAUUGGUAUUGCAACAACAGGUAUUAAGAGGGCAAAGGAUGCCUGCAUCCCAUAGUAUAUGUUAGUAAAGUUCUAUUAGUUCCCUGUGACACGCUUUCCCUCCUAACUUUUGCCCUUUCUUUUUUUUUUUUCUCUUUUGCUGGACAGACUAAGAAUUUUGUUAUCCAAAGAUAGUGGUUUACAAAACGAUUAUAGGAGCCAAAAGAGAGAGCACUACAGAAGCUUAAGCAUCCUAUAGAUCAUAUCAUGUUGUGUCUAGAUGGUAUUGAAUUCUAUCAAGACAGUUACCCUAGAAUUUAUUUAUUUAUUUUUUCCUUCUGUAUUAGAUUUAUUCUUCUUCA
Molecule: messenger RNA, 2922 nt
Organism: Vitis vinifera (wine grape)
Lineage: Eukaryota; Viridiplantae; Streptophyta; Magnoliopsida; Vitales; Vitaceae
Product: cation/H(+) antiporter 24
Exons: 3
Coding region: 259-2646 (795 amino acids)
Biological process (GO): proton transmembrane transport; regulation of pH
Cellular component (GO): endomembrane system; membrane
Molecular function (GO): antiporter activity
Source: RefSeq, a predicted model, not a curated record